GGUGUGGAUCCAGCCAUAAGGCCAGAAGUUUGGGAAUUUCUGUUGGGCUGUUAUGCUUUGGGCAGCUCCGCGGAGUACCGAAAGCAGCUGAGGUCGGCUAGAAGGUGUGAGAUUUGAGAAAGAAAACGUUUGAAUGGAUCUGUAUGAAUACCUUCAGAUCUGUGUUUACGCCUGGUGGAGCGCCUGUCUCUGCUGGUGGGGUAGCGGCGGCGGAGGCCGUGGUGGUGGUGGUUAUGGCGGCGCAGAUGAUAGAAGGGGAGAGAGUUUUUUAGGGUUUUGAGAAAUGAAAAAUCUGAAAUGGGUAGUGAGUGGGAAUAGAGAAAGAUAUAUGUAUUUGGGUAUGUAUUUUUGAUAUAGCUACCAAUUGUAAUUUAGAAAAGUUAAUUAGCUACUAAAUAUAAUUAAAUAAAAGGAUAGUUAAUAUUAAUAAUUAGGUCUCAAAAGAAGCUACAAUGAGUAAAAAUUCCUUCAAGGAAGCAGUUUGUUGCAUAACAUGGUUAACUGUUCCCUUUGAUGUGUGCUCAAAAAAUUGCUGUUGUACUUCAUUAAGACUCUUUAAUUCUUUAUCCUCUCGUUGAUAUUUUCUUCUAACUUUUCGGAGAAUUCAUCAACUCAAUGAUGAUAAUCUUUCCAUUUCUUGCUAUCCACUUAUCCAUCAUAAUGAAACGUCCAAACUUCCAUUGUACUUUUUGUUCCUCAACAAUGUCGUUCGUCUCCUUGAACCUCUUUUUUUAGAUAAGGAAUUCUAACUUCGUGAUAGGUGGGGACGUCCUUCCUGGACCAUGUUGGCCUACAACCUCAAUGAAAACAUAAAAGCUAUCCACAUAAUUGACAGAAUUGAAAGGGAGCCCAACAUCAUACAUCUAUCGUGCAAACUUUGUAACUGCACGAUCCGUCAAAGUCUUCUAGGCAACUUCUAUGGGUUGUUCACCUCUUUUACUUGCCUAACUACAUCCUUCAGAUUCUGUGUGAAAUAACAUCUAUAGGACCUUUGUUCCUACCGGUACAUCUACAAUUUGAAGAGAAUAUUCGUUUUUUUGGUAAUUUUGAGGGAAGCGGCAUUGACAAAUCAUUACCCUCAUGUUUGUCAUCCUCAUCAUCAAGAUUAGUCACAAAUGCUUGAUGGUUCAUUUGAUGUCUUAUCUCAUUUUUUUUUCUCAACAUACUUUUCUAAAUCUUCCUUAAUAUGUUCCUGGUAUUUUGGACAAGAUUUGACAUUGCUAUUAGCACCUAUGAGAUGUUGUUUGUGACGAUAAAUUCCACCUUUGGUAACCUUGUUACGGAGCACGUUGGAUUGAGGACCUAUCUUUCUCACUAACUUUGCUUCCAUAAGCUCAAGCUGGGUCUCUCCUUUCUUUGAGAUGAUUCCAUUCAUAUAGCUGUUAUUAGAAAAAGAAAUUCAAUGAAAUAGAAUAAUAAAAUCAAGAAACAGAGACUAGAAGAAUUAACAAAGAAAAAGAAGACAGCAACAGAGAGAAGAAGUAGAAUAAUUUUAAAACAGACUACUGCCAUGUGAUAGUGUAUAACCAUCUCAUCUAAAAGCUCAGUUUUAUUUAUUUAAUUAUAUCUUCAACAUCUCCAUUGUCUUAGAGAAUGACUCACAUCCCACUGUUUCCUCAGGGAAUCUUAUCGUAUUGAGUUCCCGCUAUGACCCAUGAAACAUCUUCGUCCCAACAUUUUAAUUUCUCACCUGUUUGCUUGUAAAAAACCCCUCACACCCCCACUCAAUUGUUCUGUCCUCAUUUUUAAAAUUGCAUAUCCAUUGUAGUAAUUUAUUCAUCAGAGACGCCAAUAAAAUCGUUCACUGCCUUGUAAAGAGUCAGACUCAUGCUUAUUAUAUCAGACACACCAACUUAUCUUAGCCUUAUUCUCCAUUGCCAUUGUGCGAGGGACUUCUUAGUUCUAAAAAAAGAUUCUGAUUCGUUGAUCUUUCUUAGUUCUAAUAAAAAGAUUCUGAUUCAUUGAUCUGUUUUUUCUUUUUUUUUGAGUGUUAAAGGAGGUGGUAAUUUAUUUGUUAUAGAAAGUGUACCACCUGCAUAAGCAAAAAGAGGGACCUAAGAGAGAUGUCUUCACUUUCGCAAAUAACAAACUUUGGGAUAUGAACUUCUGUAUAUCCAUAAUAUCUCCUCAGGGAACGUUACAGAGACCUCAUAAAGCAGUGCCAAGCAAUGCAUUCCAGUAUAGGAACUGGUUCCCUUGCCUAUGUUGUUGGGUCCAAGGUCAUGGACAUGAGAACAAGUUCCAAAGAUGACUGCCGAAGAGAAGCUGAUUUCAAGAGCAGUCAAGCUUCUGAUGUUAAUACUGACAAUUUAUACAGUUACAGUGAUUUUGAUAAUAAUUGUAUAGACACAGCACAUGCACAUCAAAGGGAAAGCUCUAGUGAUUCUGGUGAUCUUAUAAGUGCAAGGGGAAGCACAGAUGAGGCAGCAUUGGACUCUUUUUUUUCUGUGCCUACUUUGGGUCCAUACGACCUCAGAUCCACCGAACUUGGGGGUGAGGCAUGUCAAUCAGAAUCUGUAAACGAGAAUUGUUUUGAUUUUCCUGCUUUACCUGUUACAGACUUAUUUGGAAAGAGUAACAAAAAUAAGAAAGGUCAUAGGUCAUAUGGUAAGAGAAUUCUAGCGAGCCGUAAAUUGAAAUAUGGAGAUGAUAAGAUGCACAGUUUCAGAAUAAAUAAUAAUGCAGAUCUAGUCGAAGAAGCAAAUGUUUCCUCAUCAUAUGGCGUAUCUCAUUCCCUGAACUCUGAAAUUGAGAGGGUUCAUCCUACUGGGCCGGAUUCAAUGUCAUGGUCUGGAAAAUUCCAGGAAUGUGAAACAGAGAUUUUUAGCGGACUCAGAAUAUCUGACGCACCAGACACUCCAAAUAUGAAUGCGAGAACACCUCCAAGAGGUGGUUUCAGUGAUGAAAGAGUGUCGGAAUGGCUCUGGACAUUACAUCAGAUAGUUGUUGAUGUAGUCAGAACAGAUAGCCAUCUUGAAUUCUAUGAGGAUAGAAAAAAUUUGGCUAGAAUGUCAGAUAUCCUGGCUGUUUAUGCGUGGAUUGAUCCGGCAACGGGAUAUUGCCAAGGAAUGAGUGAUCUCUUGUCUCCUUUUGUUGUCCUGUUUGAGGAUAAUGCUGAUGCGUUCUGGUGCUUUGAGAUGCUUCUACGGAGAAUGCGUGAGAACUUUCAGAUGGAAGGGCCAACUGGUGUCAUGAAGCAGUUGCAAGCUCUAUGGCAUAUUGUGGAACUUACAGAUAGAGAAAUGUUUUCUCAUUUGUCAAGCAUAGGUGCUGAAAGCCUUCAUUUCGCCUUCCGGAUGCUGUUGGUGCUCUUCCGCCGAGAAUUAUCUUUUAACGAGGUUCUUUGUAUGUGGGAGAUGAUGUGGGCUGCAGAUUUUGAUGAAUCAAUUGCUUUUCAUCUAGAGGAAAACUGCCCUGAAAUAUUGGUCAUUCAGAUUCCAAAGGAGUCUGAGGCAGAAUCAGGAGAAGAAAUUGUUGAGAAUAACAAUAGCGAUUCAAAGGAUGACUCGCCCUCUAAACAUGGACGUGGAGAGCGUACCGUCUCAGAAAACAACGGGAUGAAGCUUUCCUUAGCUCAUCCAUUUUGUGGCCUGACUAGGAAUUUCUGGUCCAAAAAUAAUGGCAUGCACAGUUUUAAUAUGGUCUUAUCAACAAGGAGUACUGUUGAUGAAUUACCAGUUUUUUGUGUAGCAGCUAUUCUUGUCAUGAACCACCAGAAGAUCAUUAAACAAACUCGCUCAAUUGAUGAUCUGAUAAAGAUAUUCAACGACAAUAUGUUAAAGAUUCGGGUCAAGAGGUGUGUACAGACUGCCAUCAAACUGCGGAGGAAGUACUUAUACAAGCUGAUUAAAGGUAGAAAUCCAGCAGGCCAAAAUGGUGACUGAGUGUUUGGUCUCUUCCAUUUGCUUGGAUGGCAAGGCAGAUCUCUCACGUGGAGUUGUUAAUUGCAAUAUAAGUUGGAGUUCAGAACAAUUAUCAGAUAUAGUUUAUUUGGAGUUUAUACAGCAAAGUGGUUGGCAUUUGAGUAUACGUCAAUGCACUACUGUCACCCAAGGACUGUUAAGUUGCAUGUUUCCUUUACCUUGGUUGGUGAAUACAAUCAACUGGUUAGGGAACACGAAAAUUUUGCUGCCAUAUAGUUAGUGGGUAAGGAUUAUGUAUCAACAGUUUUGAUAAACUUGUCAGCAUUGAGAUUUCUCAGGGGAAAGCUUAAGAGUUGAUGAGAAUUAGGAGAUAAUAUUCCAAGAGAAGAUUUCAUAUCUUUGUAACUGACUUGUGUCUUCAAUCAUUACAAUAUGAUCCAUGAUGGAAUCAACAAAAAAGGAUCUUUUCUUAUGUUUUGUUAAUAGAAACAGUAAAAAGUAUAUUAUUUGUCCGGGCCUAUUGUAAUUGCUCUGAACAAUAACACCUAAAUGUGUUGUCCCGUGUUUUAUAUGGGGAUUAUUUGUGCUCGUUGACAUGCAAUUUCGGCGUAGUUGAUAGACCUCCCAUCUCGUUCAAUGCAAAGGGAAUAAUGCUCUUCAGAGGUGGCGUACAGAUUAACUAAUUGGUGUCAUCUCUUCUCCACAAAGUAGCUGCUGAUCAACUACAAGAACAGAUUCAAGAGAGAACUUUGUUGGUGAAUUAGUAUUCUUAUCCUUGUUUUGAUGUGUGAAAUUUAGACAGUUUGGCCUUUUCUUGUUUUAGAUUAGAUGAGACUUUCUCAGAGAGAUUUGUUCAUGCGGGUCUAGCUGGUUUUCCGGUGUUGAAAAUGUUGGACGAGUUCGCAAUGUGCUCUGCCCAUUGCAAAGAUGAUCAAUUUUUGGUAUUAUACACAGAAAAAUGAAAAACGUCAACUUUAGUGGUU
Messenger RNA from Lycium ferocissimum, 4846 nucleotides. RefSeq lists its product as uncharacterized. The transcript is spliced from 9 exons. The record is from RefSeq and is a predicted model, not a curated record. The coding region runs from base 2169 to 3884 and encodes 571 amino acids. Gene Ontology annotation, biological process: activation of GTPase activity. Gene Ontology annotation, molecular function: GTPase activator activity. Lineage: Eukaryota; Viridiplantae; Streptophyta; Magnoliopsida; Solanales; Solanaceae.